AUGCGGCCAUGGCAGUUGGGAAGGUUGAGCCCAUUCGAUUGGCGGCGGGGAACCAUUAGCGGGACCAGCAGCAUUAUGGCAGCCCAGCCAUUGAGCAGCACGGCGGCAACAUCCGCGGCAACAACUGCGGCAGCCGGUGCAACAUCGGCGACCCUAACCACGUCAGCCGCUUCCACAUCGACGGCAGCCACGUCCGCAUCCGCAUCGGCAUCGGCAUCGGCAUCCGCGGGAGCCACGUGGAUGCAGAACCAGCAGAGCCAUCAUCAACUGGUGGCGGAUGGCGGUGGCUCCAAUCCGGCGAACGGCAGCGAUUCGCAGGCGGGCGUUGAGGGCCCCACAAUGCCGGCCGGCUACUUGCCGAACUACGAGGAUGUGGAAACGGCGGCGGAGGACGCCGGCUACGCGCUGAUCGACGACAUCAGCGAGUGGCUGUUGGGUUCGGUGGGUGGUGAUGAGGUGGCCGUGGGCGGGCAGGAGAACACGACGACCUUGGCGGUAACGAACGGCGUUGGCGGCGCCAAUGGAACGCUGGGUUGGCUGGAGGUGCUCAACAGCACGCUGCCAAAUGGCCGAAGCAACUCGAGCGCGGAGGAAGUAGAGUUGGAGGCUCUGGAGGAGGGGGUGGGGGAGCGGGCCAGGGGGCGGUACGCCCUGCGCAGCUUUCGGUGA
Messenger RNA from Drosophila suzukii, 669 nucleotides. The record is from RefSeq and is a predicted model, not a curated record. Lineage: Eukaryota; Metazoa; Arthropoda; Insecta; Diptera; Drosophilidae.